Molecule: messenger RNA, 501 nt
Organism: Nelumbo nucifera (sacred lotus)
Lineage: Eukaryota; Viridiplantae; Streptophyta; Magnoliopsida; Proteales; Nelumbonaceae
Source: RefSeq, a predicted model, not a curated record
AUGCAGAUCCGCCAACGCUGCCCAAAUCAAGGUGAAGCAUGGACAUGGUUCGAUUAUUGUUUCUUGCGUUUUGGCAUUCAGAGCUUCACAGGAAAAGCCGAUGUAUCUUUCGGAAUAAUAUAUUGGAAUGUGCAGAACAUAACAAAUCCUGCUAACUUCUACCUGAAACUUGGAGCUCUAAUGGAUCGAGUGAGAAAACAAGCUUUGGAGAGUUCCAGUGUUGGAUUGUUUGGUAAUAAAGGAGUUAUCAGCUUGACAUCUUCUGAAACUCUAUACGCCUUGGUGCAAUGCACUAGAGACCUAUCUAAGCUACAAUGUGGUAAGUGCUUAGACAUAGCCAUCAGCCAAUUCUCAGUGUUUUGCUUGAACCGGAAGGGCUGUCGAGUUCUAUACGGAAGUUGCUUUGCCCAGUAUGAGCUCUAUCCCUUCUUUUUCCCUCUGAGUAAUUCAACCUACUCUGCUUCAUCAGCUAAGUAUUUGAGGGCAGCUAUCUAUCCAUGA